Messenger RNA from Mustela lutreola (European mink), 1118 nucleotides. Its product is annotated as probable inactive serine protease 58. The record is from RefSeq and is a predicted model, not a curated record. Lineage: Eukaryota; Metazoa; Chordata; Mammalia; Carnivora; Mustelidae. The transcript is spliced from 5 exons. Gene Ontology annotation, biological process: proteolysis. The coding region runs from base 251 to 985 and encodes 244 amino acids. Gene Ontology annotation, molecular function: serine-type endopeptidase activity.
ACAUCAGGUGCUUGAAUUGGUUUGCUCCUUCCUCUUCCACCCUGCAUCAGAGACAGUGCCAAGCUGGGCAUCAUAUAAUUGGGUUUUGAGCAGCGCUAGUCUCAAGACUGCUAUGAGAUCCUUGCUUCUUCCUCUAAGCCCCAGUUAAGGUUUCCGUCCAGCUGUCGUGGCCAAAGACACUUGGACUAAAGACUGGGACGGUUUGCAGCGUGAUCCAACUAGCCCACUUCUGGCAAGAUUCGUGCCUGCCAUGAAGCCCUGUCUCAUCUUCACUCUUCUAAGCACAGCUGGAGUUAUUCUGGCCACAGAUUCUAAAGAUGAUGACCCGAACUUACCAGAAGAUUUUACUAUUCCAUACAUGGUCUAUCUGCAGUCCAGAUCAGAACCCUGUGUGGGGUCUCUCAUUCACCCUGAGUGGGUACUGACAGCUGCCCACUGCCCUUUACCCAUUAAAAUCCGACUGGGAGUUUAUCAACCCAGCAUCAGAAAUAAGAAAGAGCAGAUACGGAAUUACUCAUUGAUUAUCCCUGCCCCUGAGUUCAAGGCACGAUCUCUGGAGAAUGACCUGAUGCUGAUAAAACUGUCCAAGCCUGCUGUACUCAACUCCCACGUGGGGACCAUAGCCAUAUCUAUGGAGCCCUUAACAUUGAAUGAUUCCUGCUUUAUCCCAACCUGGACUUGGAAUGAAUACAAAAACCUUAGUGACCCUGACAUCCUGACGUGGAUAAACCAGCCUUCUCAUCCCUUCAAUUACUGCAACAAUAUGGUAGGAAAUAGAAUGGCAGUACACAUCAUGUGUGUGGGAAAACCUUUGAACAUCAUAUCUAAAGUCAAGGAAGUCUCAGCUGCUCCAGCCAUCUGCAAUGGGAGGCUGCAUGGAAUCUUGUGCUGGGACAAAGGAAGUGUCACCCUGGGAAGUGAAGCAUUCUUCACAGAAGUCCAUCACUAUGCAAGAUGGAUCAUGAAAACUAUUAAUACCCACUGAGGCACUCUGUUCCUCUGUCCCCCAGGGAAACAUCUUCAUGAUUUCUGUACUGAAUUCACAAUUCUCUUGACCUUUCUUGUUCUUGGAUAGAAUCCAAAUAGAAAACAUUCAGUUUAAAAAAAAAAAAAAAGAC